Messenger RNA from Rattus norvegicus (Norway rat), 4470 nucleotides. It is a transcript of the gene Rfx1, whose product is annotated as regulatory factor X1. Gene Ontology annotation, molecular function: DNA binding; DNA-binding transcription factor activity; sequence-specific double-stranded DNA binding. Gene Ontology annotation, cellular component: nucleus; nucleoplasm. The record is from RefSeq and is a predicted model, not a curated record. NCBI's taxonomy places the organism in Eukaryota, Metazoa, Chordata, Mammalia, Rodentia, Muridae. Gene Ontology annotation, biological process: DNA-templated transcription; regulation of DNA-templated transcription.
AACAACAACAACUGCGGCCGCCCCCCACCCCCACGCCCCCGGCCCGGCCUGGGGACCCCGGCGUGCUCGGUCCCCUCUGCACAGCGCCCACGCACCUCCUUAAAGCCUUCCGCGGACACAAGUGCGGAGAAGCCGAGGAAGAGGAAAACCGCCUUAUUUAUUAUCAUUCACUGUUGGCAUGGCAACACAGUCCUAUGUUACUGAGCUACAGGCAGCCCCACAAGCAUCCCAGCCACCACAGGCCCCGCCCCAGGCCCUGCCCCAGCCACCACCCCCAGCAGCACCCCAGCCUCCUGCUGCAGCAACCCCCCAGCCCCAGUAUGUCACCGAGCUGCAAAGCCCCCAGCCCCAGACGCAACCUCCAGGCAGCCAGAAGCAGUAUGUGGCAGAGCUCCCGGCUGCUCCUGCACCCUCACAGCCUGCCACACCUGCCCCAUCCCCGGUGGCUCAGCAGUAUAUCGUGGUCACCGUCUCGGAAGGUGCCAUGCGGGCUAGUGAGACUGUGUCAGAAGCCAGCCCCAGUUCCACGGCAAGCCAGACCGGUGUCCCCACCCAAGUGGUACAGCAGGUGCAGGGCACCCAGCAGCGGCUGCUGGUCCAGGCAAGUGUGCAGGCCAAGCCAGGCCAUGUGUCACCCCUGCAGCUUACCAACAUCCAGGUGCCACAGCAGGCUCUCCCCACACAGCACUUGGUGGUGCAGAGCCCGGCGCCAGGCUCUAAGGGUGGCCAAGUUUCCUUGACGGUGCACAGCACGCAGCAGGUGCACUCUGCCCCUGAGAGGUCACCAGUGCAGGCCAACAACUCCACCAGCAAGACAGCUGGGACUCCUGCCGGCACUGUGCAGCAGCUACAGGUCCACAGUGUCCAGCAGAGUGUCCCUGUCACCCAAGAGAGGUCAGUAGUCCAGGCCACUCCACAGACCAAAGCUGGCCCAGUGCAGCAGCUGACUGUGCAGGGACUGCAGCCAGUUCACGUUGCUCAAGAGAGCUCAGGCAGUCAGUUUCCCGCUAGGAAGGCAGAGCAGCAAGAAACCCGGCCCACGCCGCCACCGGAGCCGCCGCCCCGGCCUCCCGGGCCCGGGCCAGCGUGCUGCGGCGAGGCCUUGCAGCUAGGCAGCGAGCAGCAGCCGCCCCAUUACGAGCCGGGUGUGGAGCAGUGGGUGGAGCUGGUGGGCGUGCUGCCCCCACACCUGCUCCUGCCGCAGCAGAGGGUGGUCUUCGAGCCACAGCCGGGGCUCUCGGCCCGAGCCAGCCCUGACCUGAGGGUCAGGAUCCACAGAAUGCCCCAGGUGCUAGUGUUCGGCACCGCCCUCAAAGUACAGCAACUCCCGCAGGUGCCUGUCCCACAUGUGUACUCCAGCCAGGUGCAGUACGUGGAAGGUGGCGACGCCAGCUACACAGCCAGCGCCAUCCGCUCUAGCACCUACCAGUACCCUGAGACGCCGAUCUAUACGCAGACAGCAGGCACCAGCUACUAUGAGGCUUCAGGCACGGCUGCCCAGGUCAGCACGCCCGCUACUUCCCAGACGGUGGCCAGCAGCGGCUCGGUGCCCAUGUACGUAUCCGGCAGCCCGAUUGUCGCCAGCUCAUCCAGCAGCGAGGCUGGGGCCAGCAACAGCAGUGUGGGUGCCGGGGGCAACGGGGGAGGUGGCAGCGGCGGCGGCGGUGGCGGCAGCAGCGGCGGCGGCAGUGGGGCAGGCACCUAUGUGAUCCAAGGCGGCUACAUGCUCGGCAACGCCAGCCAGUCUUACUCCCACACCACCCGUGCCUCGCCAGCCACAGUCCAGUGGCUCCUGGAUAAUUACGAGACCGCUGAGGGCGUGAGCCUGCCGCGGAGCACCCUCUACUGCCACUACCUGCUGCACUGCCAGGAACAGAAGCUGGAGCCGGUUAACGCUGCCUCCUUCGGCAAGCUCAUCCGCUCCGUAUUCAUGGGUCUGCGUACGCGCCGUCUGGGCACCAGGGGCAACUCUAAGUACCACUAUUACGGCCUGCGGAUCAAAGCCAGCUCACCCCUGCUGCGGCUGAUGGAGGACCAGCAGCACAUGGCCAUGCGAGGCCAACCGUUCUCCCAGAAACAGAGGCUCAAGCCCAUCCAGAAGAUGGAGGGCGUGGCCAACGGUGUUGCUGUGGGGCAGCAGAGCACAGGGCUGUCGGACAUCAGCGCUCAGGUGCAGCAGUACCAGCAGUUCCUGGAUGCCUCCAGGAGCCUCCCUGAUUUUGCUGAGCUGGACCUCCAGGGCAAAGUGCUGCCUGAGGGUGUCGGUCCUGGGGACAUCAAGGCCUUCCAGGUCCUGUACCGGGAGCACUGUGAGGCCAUUGUGGACGUCAUGGUAAAUCUCCAGUUUACACUGGUAGAAACGCUGUGGAAGACCUUCUGGAGAUAUAACCUUAGCCAGCCUAACGAGGCACCACCACUGGCCGUGCAUGAUGAGGCAGAGAAGCGGCUGCCCAGGGCCAGUCUGGUGCUCCUCUCCAAGUUCCAGCCUGUGCUUCAGUGGACCAAGCACUGUGACAAUGUGCUGUACCAGGGCCUGGUGGAGAUCCUUAUCCCUGAUGUUCUGCGGCCCAUCCCCAGUGCCUUGACCCAAGCAAUCCGGAACUUUGCCAAGAGCCUGGAGAGCUGGCUGACCCAUGCCAUGGUGAACAUCCCUGAGGAGAUGCUGCGGGUGAAGGUGGCAGCAGCCGGCGCCUUCGCACAGACGCUGCGGCGCUACACAUCGCUCAACCACUUGGCACAGGCAGCGCGCGCAGUGCUGCAGAACACUGCCCAGAUCAACCAGAUGCUAAGCGACCUCAAUCGAGUGGACUUCGCAAAUGUCCAGGAGCAGGCCUCGUGGGUGUGUCGCUGCGAGGACCGUGUGGUGCAGCGUCUGGAGCAGGACUUCAAGGUGACGCUGCAGCAGCAGAACUCACUGGAGCAGUGGGCAGCCUGGCUGGAUGGCGUUGUGAGCCAGGUGCUCAAGCCCUACCAGGGCAGUUCCGGCUUCCCCAAGGCGGCCAAGCUCUUCCUCCUCAAGUGGUCCUUCUACAGCUCCAUGGUAAUCCGGGACCUGACCCUGCGCAGUGCUGCCAGCUUUGGCUCCUUCCACCUCAUCCGGCUGCUCUAUGACGAGUACAUGUACUACCUGAUCGAGCACAGAGUGGCCCAGGCCAAGGGCGAGACCCCAAUCGCAGUCAUGGGAGAGUUUGCAAACCUGGCCACCUCACUGAAUCCCUUGGACCCUGACAAAGUCUGUCGCUGAGCUGGGCCUGGUCCCUGUGCCCCAGAUGAGGAAGAGGAGGAGGAAGAGGAGAGUGAGGACGAGCUGCCACAAGACAUCUCACUGGCUGCUGGCAGCGAGUCCCCCGCACUAGGCCCAGAAACUCUGGAACCACCAGCGAAACUGGCGCGGACUGACACUCGUGGCCUCUUUGUGCAGGCCCUGCCCUCCAGCUAAGCCUGAGACCUCCCUGCACCCCUCCACCCGCCCAACCUGCUGCUGCUGCCCCUCCAGGCCAGGGUCCGGUCCUUCAGUUUUUGUGGCUUCACUGUCACCCUUCCAGCACAUGCCAGAGCUGGAGAGGGUUCCCCUGAUAGGGAAGGCUAAGAGAGUCUCCCCUAUAUGGGGCUGGUACAAUCAUGGGCGGGGCUGGGCAGAACCGAAGCUGCAAACCCUGACACAAAAGAUGUGCCUUAAGGAACCUGCCCAGGUGUCCCUCCUUCCUGCCCCAGCUCACAGCCCGGUCCCCCACCACUACCACUCCAGAGGGCAGCAGGCCAGCUCCUCCCCUGCGGAACUGUUAACUUAUUCUGCUCUCUGGCUUUGCACAGCCUGCCUGAGUAGGCGCAGGUGGGUAGCACCUUGGGACCCCCGUCAGCAGCAGUACCCCGCUGCUCCCCUUUCUUGGUAUAAGUGCAAUUAAAGCUGUGGGUGUUGCACCUUCUCCAGAGCUGGGUUCUCCUGGCCCCGCAGCCCAGAGAGGGGCACAUUGUGAAGGGCCCCGGCCUCCAGCUUCCAAAGAGGAGCAUCUGGCUGGCUGCAGGGCCAGGUGCUCCAGACCCAAGGCCUCGCCCUGCGCCUUCCACCCCAUCAGCUUGUGACCGAAACCUGCUCCCAGAGAUGCUUCUCCUCCGUGCAGUGCCCCGACCCCCGUAACUAUUGUGUGAUUAGUGAGUGCCGCUUGAGCGGAGUCAGUAACUUGUUGGGUUUUUUUCCAACCAUCAUGGCCUUAUCCGUUCCCGUUUUCUCAGUGUCUUCAAUCUGUGAUAGAUGUUUAUGAAGAAAAAAAGAAAAUCUGGCCUAUUGUAUAGAAAUCACUAUUUUGUGUGCUCCGCGUGCUACAGCUUUUGGGGUGGUCCUGCACACUCCCCAUGGGCCUCCCUUCCCAGUGGUCAGAGUACCCACGCGCGUGGUAGUUUUAGUGUGCUGUUUUCUACCUUUUUUGUAGUCUUUCUUAAAACAAUAAAUACUGCUGUGAUCUUUGUCUA